CACAUCCGCCUGCACAUGGAAGGCGCCCUGACCGCCCGGGACAAGAUCGGGGUGCAGGACUUUGUGCUCCUGGACGCGUACACCAGCGAAGCGGCCUUUCUGGACAACCUGCGCAAGCGUUUCCGCGAGAACCUCAUCUACACAUACAUCGGGACCCUCCUGGUGUCCGUGAAUCCGUACCAGGAGCUGGGGAUCUACACCGAGAACCAGAUGGGGCUUUACCAAGGGGUCAACUUCUUCGAACUGCCCCCACAUGUCUACGCCAUAGCGGACAACGCAUACCGCCUGAUGUGCUCGGAGCUCAGCAAUCACUUCAUCCUCAUCUCCGGCGAGAGCGGGGCGGGGAAGACAGAGGCCUCCAAGAAAAUCCUCCAGUAUUUCGCCGUGACCUGCCCAAUGACGGAGUCCCUGCAGAUCGCCCGCGACAGGCUGCUGCUCUCUAAUCCCGUGCUGGAGGCUUUUGGAAAUGCCAAAACCCUCCGGAAUGACAACUCCAGCCGGUUUGGGAAGUACAUGGACAUACAGUUCGACUUUAAGGGCAUUCCUGUAGGCGGGCACAUCAUCAGUUACUUGAUAGAAAAGUCUCGUGUCGUCCAUCAAAACCAGGGCGAACGGAACUUCCACAUCUUCUACCAGCUGCUGGAGGGCGGCGAAGAGGAGCUCCUGGCUUGCCUGGGACUGGAGCGAGACGCCCGGCUGUACAAGUACCUCUCACAGGGUCACUGUGCCAAAGAGCUGUCCAUCAACGACAAGAGCGACUGGGAAACGGUGUCCAGCGCCUUUUCGGUCAUUGACUUUACUGACGAGGACCUCGAGAAUCUCUUUGGGAUCAUCGCCAGCGUGAUCUGCCCCCUGACCACAGACCUGUCCAUCUACGCCCGGGAUGCCAUGGCGAAGGCUGUGUACGGGAGGACCUUUACUUGGCUGGUCAACAAGAUCAAUUCCUCUCUGGUCAACAAGGAUUUCACCAGAAAAACCGUCAUUGGCUUGCUGGACAUCUAUGGGUUCGAAGUCUUUGACAAGAAUGGUUUUGAACAGUUCUGUAUCAAUUACUGCAACGAGAAACUGCAGCAACUGCUCAUCGAGAGGACGCUACAGGCGGAGCAGGCAGAAUACGAGGCGGAAGGUAUAGAGUGGGAGCCCAUCCAGUAUUUCAACAACAAGGUCAUCUGCGACUUGGUGGAAGAGAGGCACAAAGGCAUCAUUUCCAUUCUGGACGAAGAAUGCAUCCGGCCUGGGCCCGCGACAGACCUGAGCUUCCUGGAGAAACUGGAAGAGAAAGUGGGCAAGCACGCGCACUUCCAAACGUACGUCCGGUGUGCCAGCCUGUCCCCUCUUUCCCUCUGUUUUUACUGUGAAUUGGAUGAAGGCCGACAGAGCGGGUCAUCAGUUUUCCAUUCGGUGAUCCAUACACCUGUUGCUGCAUUGCAUUCCUUCGAGGUGGGGACGCAGUUUAAGAACAGCCUGAGCAGCCUGCUGGAAAUCCUCGUCUCCAAGGAGCCUUCCUAUAUCCGCUGCAUCAAGCCCAACGACGGGAAGGAGCCCAGCAAAUUUGACUACUGCCUCAUCAAGCAUCAGAUCAAGUAUCUCGGGCUGAUGGAGCACCUCCGCGUGAGGCGGGCUGGCUUCAGGGACUCAAGGUGGCCGGGGUGGAGCAAUGCUAGGGCGUGCUUCCUAUCCCUCCCCUCUCCCUCCAGGUACAAGUCCCUGUGCCCAGACACCUGGCCGCAGUGGCAUGGGCCACCAGCAGAAGGCGUAGAACGACUGAUCAAGUACAUCGGCUACAAACCAGAAGAGUACAAGCUAGGAAGAACGAAAAUAUUUAUCCGUUUCCCUAGAACCCUGUUCGCGACUGAAGACGCCUUUGAGUUUAGCAAACAUCAACUAGUUGCUAGAAUCCAAGCCACAUACAAAAGCUGCUUAGAAAGACGAGGCUACCUGGAACAAAAGCGAGCAGCCACCACCCUAGAAGCUUACUGGCGGGGAGCCCUGGCUCGGAAGGAGGCCGAGAGGAGGAGGUGGGCCGUGCAGACGAUAAGAAAGUUCAUAAAGGGUUUCAUCCAUCGCAGCCAGCCCCUUUCUCCCGACGACGAGGAGUUUGUGGUGUUGGUGCGGAAAAAUUACAUCUUAAAUCUCCGGUAUCAUGUUCCAAAGGACAUCUUGGACAAGAGCUGGCUGAGGCCCCCUGGCAUCCUGGAAGAUGCAUCGGAUCUGCUCAGGAGGAUAUGCAGAAGGAACCUGGUCCGCAAGUACCGCCAAGGGCUCCCUCCCAACAAAAUCGCCCAGAUGCAGCAAAAGGUGGUGAUGAGCGACAUAUUCAGGGGGAAGAAAGAGGGUUACACAGAAAGCCUGAACCAGCCCUUCGCCAACAGCCGGCUGGACGGGGAAGACAUCAGCCCCAAGGUGCUCCAGCUCAUCUGCGCUGAGAAAAUCCAGUACGGCAUCCCAGUCAUUAAAUACGACAGGACUGCCUUCAAGCCGCGGCCCAGGCAGCUCAUCCUUACCCAGAAAGCCGCUUACGUGGUGGACCUGGCCAAAAUCAAGCAGAGGAUCGAGUACUGCACCCUCAAAGGUGUUUCCACCAGCAGUCUGGGAGACGGGAUCUUCGUCAUUCACAUCUCGCCUGAGGACUACAGGCAGAAGGGGGAUGCCAUCUUACAGUGCGAACAUGUCUUCGAGGUGGUCACGAAGCUCGCCAUGCUGGCUGACAAGGGGAACCUCGUCAAGGUGGUUCAGAAAAGUUUACAGUUUUACGUCAGCCCUGCAAAAGGAGGCACGAUCAUCUUCAACAGCGGGCCCGAAGAACAAGUCUACAGAGAUAAAAACGGGCAGUUGAUAGUGGUGUCACUUCGGACCAAGGCCUGGUAGAGGAAGACGGUCACCAUCUCUGAGGAAAGAAGCCGAGUUGGAGCCACCGUCAAAGGAAGGUUCUAGCAGCUCUGGGACAAGGGUCCCCUGUGAAGAAAGGAGGAGGGUGGCACCUUGCGCGUCUCUGCUGCCCCGUGUGUCGUCCAGGGAGCUACAGACGGUCUCCCUGUGCCGUGCAGCACGCUGAGGAGCCGCGCACAGCGGUGCUGAGAAACGGCCAGGUGUCUGGCUCCUUGAGGUCCUAGAGCUCCGCACCUGAAACCAGAGGUUCCCUAACCUUCAGCUGCUCCUGUCUGCUUUCUCACAAGCCCAGCAGGGGCCCCCAGAGGUGGUGGGCUGUGGGAGCGCUCCCGCGCUCAGUGCUGACAACUGCGCGUCGCGUGAGAGGCUUGCCGGUGUUUCCCAAGAGACCCAGAAGCCCGGCUUAGACAGAAGCAUGUACAACACUUUUAUUUGACACAGUCGCACAGAUGCUAACACCCGACAGUGGCUGCUUCUGAGACGGAGCGUGUUCGAGCGGAGACGGGCAGGUGACGGAGGGGCCAGUGACUCGGCUCUAGAGAAUGGAACUCACUCACACCUGACCUUAAAUGCGGUCUCCAUUUUGUUUUGAAGCUCAUUAAAAAACAACACCUUUUUGCUUUCUCUGGGAUGGCUC
Messenger RNA from Echinops telfairi (small Madagascar hedgehog), 3526 nucleotides. RefSeq names its product myosin IH (gene MYO1H). Bases 16 to 2868 code for a protein of 950 amino acids. Gene Ontology annotation, biological process: actin filament organization; vesicle transport along actin filament. Lineage: Eukaryota; Metazoa; Chordata; Mammalia; Afrosoricida; Tenrecidae. Gene Ontology annotation, cellular component: cytoplasm; plasma membrane; myosin complex. The transcript has 28 exons. Gene Ontology annotation, molecular function: ATP binding; microfilament motor activity; actin filament binding. The record is from RefSeq and is a predicted model, not a curated record.